AUGUUUUCCUUGACGAAUCCCGACCGUUUGAAGCUGCUCAACCACAACGAGCAGCAACGUAACCUAAAGCCAGUACACUGUAACAAAUUCCUGCAUGUUGUAAUCGAUCCGGACUUUCUGAAGGAUCCACACGGUACCCAAGUACUGUCACAACUUUCCGAGCUAGGAUGCAAGUACGAACUGACGCCACAACCAGUGUCAUCCACGAUAACGUUCUAUCGAACCAUUACGGCUAAACUUACGCCAGAUGGUGCCAUCUCGGGAAACACAAUUCACGAACCAUUUGCCGUGUAUCUACUUAAUGGUGGUGAUUUUGUUACAGCCGUACGAAAUCAUCAACUGUUGGGAAUGGUAAGAAGCGUUAAGGAGCAGCUUCCGAAUCGCCGACUGAGCCUGAUCGUUUUCGGACUGGUCAGCUACUGCCGUGUACACCGCGGUUCCGUUGGUCGCCGUGAGACGGAACACGCGCUCACCGAAUUGCAAUUGUUUGAGGACAUAUCCCAUCAGCUGCUGGAAACGGCCGAACAGGUUGCAAAUUUUGUUUCCCAGCUGGCGCGAAGUAUCGCCGAACUACCCUACAAACAACAGCAGAUGGAAAAGUACAGCAGCGAACAGGUGUAUCUGGGCAAUGAGAAAAAAGGAUGCGUGCGUGUGGAAGGCACGUCCGGACUACAGCAACUGUACCAGGCGCAGCUCAUUAAGAUUCCUUCGGUAACGCUGGAGAUAGCGGAAGCUAUAAUGAGCGUUUACCCAACAAUGAACUCGCUGUUGCAAGCUUUUUGCGAAGCAGGUGUGGAGGCCUCCAAUUUACUAGCAAACAUUUCGAUUCGACGAGCCGGCGGCCCCAUCACAACAUCGAACCGACGCAUCGGUCCGGAAUUGAGCCGUAAAAUCCAUGCCAUGUACGUUUCUACGAAUCCCAAGCAAGAGCUAUAA
Messenger RNA from Anopheles marshallii, 936 nucleotides. It is a transcript of the gene mms4, whose product is annotated as crossover junction endonuclease EME1. Gene Ontology annotation, biological process: resolution of meiotic recombination intermediates; mitotic intra-S DNA damage checkpoint signaling; double-strand break repair. Bases 1 to 936 code for a protein of 311 amino acids. Gene Ontology annotation, molecular function: nuclease activity; DNA binding. The transcript has a single exon. Gene Ontology annotation, cellular component: nucleus; Holliday junction resolvase complex. NCBI's taxonomy places the organism in Eukaryota, Metazoa, Arthropoda, Insecta, Diptera, Culicidae. The record is from RefSeq and is a predicted model, not a curated record.